This is a messenger RNA of Ipomoea triloba (trilobed morning glory), 3483 nucleotides long. RefSeq names its product putative late blight resistance protein homolog R1B-17. NCBI's taxonomy places the organism in Eukaryota, Viridiplantae, Streptophyta, Magnoliopsida, Solanales, Convolvulaceae. Gene Ontology annotation, molecular function: ADP binding. Gene Ontology annotation, biological process: defense response to other organism. The transcript is spliced from 4 exons. Bases 17 to 2023 code for a protein of 668 amino acids. The record is from RefSeq and is a predicted model, not a curated record.
UUCUAGAGAUCGAAGGAUGGCUUGUGUAGCAGUAGCUUCUCUUCUGAGAACAAUAGAGCUUGAGUUCUUGCAAUAUUACCCUCGUCCACUUGUACUGCACGAUGAUCUCAUCUCUCCCAACAAAGACUUGAUCCAAUCUUUCCACCAAAAGCUUGGAUCUCUCAUAAGUCAGCUCGAUGAGGAAAGAAUCAAUAUGGAUGGUGUUGAAGCAUUUAAACGCGUGGAAACCAAGCUCAGGGAUUUAGCUUUCAGAGUGGAAGAUGAAAUCGAAAUCCUAGUAGCACACCUUUAUGAUUCAGAGGAAGAGGAAGUCAAAAUAGCAGAUCUCGUUUUUAAAGAGAAAAAACCACAGAGGGACACAGAAGGGGAGAAGACUCAGCCUUAUUGUGUGAAACUUCAUCAAGUUUUGCAAAGUGCAAUGAAAGAAAUUGAAGCCAUCAAGGAAGAGUUGGUGAAAAUCAAGGCAGAAGCAGGAAGAAAGACAGCCCAUGAUGUUCUACAAAGGUCUCAACUUCUUUCCUCCCACCAUGCUUCACACUCCAAGGAAAAAAUGGUCGGGAAAAAAGACGAGUUUGAGAUAAUCAAGAAGCUGCUAACUGAACUUGGAUCUAAGGAAAAAAAAGUUGUAUCAAUUAUAGGUAUGGGAGGAAUCGGUAAGACAACUUUAGCCAGACGAGUCUACGAAGAUCCAUCAAUUUUUCUCCACUUUGAUGUGCGAGCGUGGGUUGUUGUGUCACAGCUUCACAACAAGAGGCAAAUGCUUGUAAGUCUUCUUAAUUCAAUUUCCAAACAAGACGACAUAGAACAGUCCAGUGAUGAGGAACUUGCUUUAAAACUCUACCAAUGUUUAAAGCGUCAAAGGUACAUGGUUGUGGUUGAUGAUGUGUGGACUGGUGAGGCAUGGGAUGAUGUUAGCAAUUGCUUUCCUGAUGAUGGAAAUGGGAGUCGAGUAUUAUUAACUACUCGCCUCGCAGAAGUGGCAAAUUAUACUAGUUUCGACAAUGACUUUUCUCAUCAUAUGCAAUUAUUGGAUCAAACUGAUAGUUGGAAUUUAUUUUGUGAAAAGGCAAGUAAAUCUCGUGAUGCUAAAUUUGAGAUAAUUGGGAGGCCAAUUGUUGAAAAAUACAAAGGAUUGCCUCUAGCAAUAUUUGUAGUUGCCGGACUGUUCUCCAAACUCAACACACUAAAUGAGUGGGAGAAUAUUGCAAAAGCUCUAGAGUCUUCUACAACAACUAUUGCUGCAACAUGUUCAAAAGUACUCUCACUAAGCUACAAUCACUUGCCUCACCACUUAAAGGCAUGCUUUUUAUAUUUAGGGAUUUUUCCAGAAGAUUAUGAGAUCAAUGCUAAUGAGCUUUCAAGGUUAUGGUCUGCGGAAGGACUUGCAAAGGCAUCCGAGAAUGAAAACUUUGAUGUAGUGGCUGAAAGGUACAUACAAGAACUUAUGGAUCGAAACCUAAUUCUUGUGAGAAAGUGGAGUUGUUGUGGAAGAAGAAUUAAACUGUUUGGGGUGCACGAUUUAUUGCAUGCCUUUUGUGUGAAAGAAGCUCAAAAGGAGAACCUUCUGUAUGUUGUUCGAGAAAAUGGUUCAGAUUUUCCUCAAAGAUGCUUCCGUUGGGUAAGCAUACAAUCAUCAAAUUUUGAUGUGACUACACUAUCUUAUUCAUCAAGAAGCUGUCGGUCCAUCUUCUGUUUUUCCCAAGAAUACAUAAGCUUAAACUUGGAACAGUUCAAGCUAUUGAGAGUAUUCUUCUUAAUUAGGUCUGACAAGUACAGAUAUAUUAUUUUUGUGGAUCUUGUCCAUUUGAGAUAUUUACCUUCUGCGCUUGAUAAUGAUCAAAAUAUUAAAAAACUGUUCAAGGCUUGGAAUCUUCAAACAAUAUAUAUUUCUCUAAAUCAUAGGAACUAUUUGGAGUUUCCACAACUGCAAUAUUUUUAUUGUACAUUUAUUAGGGUAUAUCCUCCCACAUUUGUUCAUCAAAGGUUGCAUAGUCUCUCAUGGUUACACAUGUUCCAAACGUAAAGAAGAUACGGAUUCACGGUGAAAGAAGAAAGUGCAGUGAUUGCAUCGAGAACCUUGUCAGUUUACAGAAGCUGGAGAAACUGUAUAUUUUUGCUAAUAACUGGGUUUAUACGAGUCCAAACAUUUUCCAGAUUAACAGCCAUAUUGUUCUCUUGAAAAACCUUAAGAGGUUAAGAUUGGAAGCUAAUUGUUUUGAGUGGAAUGAAAUUAAUGUUCUUUGCAAGUUGCCUAAGUUGGAGGUGCUCAAGUUAUAUUCUCAUGCCUGUGUAGGCAAACUGUGGGAGCUACUAGAGGAUGACAAAUUUUGCCAGUUAAUUGUUUUGCAUAUUUCUCAAACUGAUCUCAAGGAUUGGAAAGUCACUGGUGAUCAUUUCCCAAAACUUGAGCACCUCUUCCUUAUUUCAUGCGGGAUAUUGAAAGAGAUCCCUAGUAAGUUUGCAGAAAUUUCAGGAUUGAAAUCAAUAUAUUUAAGGAACUGUCCGACUUCUGUGGUGGUUUCAGCCCAAGAAAUCAAGGAAGAACAACUUGAUUAUUUGAAUAAUAUUGUGGAUGUGGUUGUGGAGGAGUAACAUGGCUACUCUCUGGUGAUUUUUGAGCCUGAGUCUGAUGAAGUUUAGUUUGAUGGAUGAAAUUGAGUUGUGCCAGAAGAGUAGAAGGAGGAAAGCUUGAGAAAAGAAGACUAGAGAAAACCGGUUCACUAUGAUACAUUCUUCCUCAACACUAUGAUGUAUUAUUUAUCUAGCCACUGAGGGGUGGGAAGAAAGAGGCCGGGUUUGCAAACUGAUCGAGCUGACUGAGCUGUAAUGAUUGAAGGAAUACAUUCACUAAUUGUUGCCAUUGGAAAACAAUGUCAUUUCAAAGGCACUUCGAGACAGUUUGGUAUUUUGAUCAUAUCUUAGGUUAGGAGUGUCCAAAUUAGGUUAUUCAAGUGGCAUUGGAACGAAAAAUCAAAGGGCUACAAAUUUUCUAGAGACCACGAAGUCUAAUUCAGACAUUUUCAAGGUCAGAAUCAUACCACAAUUUACCGUGUGAUCCUAGGCGUGAUACCAACUUCAAAGAAGUGUUUAUGCCGUGAUGAAUCUCGUGACAACAACUCCAGAGGACUUUUUAUGCUCUUCAUGCCAUUCACCACGCGGUAACGAGGCUCGUGGUGAAAACUUCAAAGAACAGUUACUACUAAUCAUCACGCCAUUUUACCACGCGGUAACCAUGCUCGUGACGCAAAGUUAAAUUUUGGCUAUAAAUAGAGGCUUUUGAUCUCAUUUGUGGGGAAUCUAAAUUUUCACACUUUGUUAAUACUUGUAUUUUAGAUUUUAGAUGAUUUUUAGAACAACUUGACAACUUGAUAUAAGAAUUCUAGGGGGAUUUCAACUCACAAUUGUGAAGAUUUGCUUGGAGAUUGAAGAUUGUGAUUUCAAAGCUAAGUGUUCAUUUAAAUUAUAAUUUACUUUUCUUUAUAA